This is a messenger RNA of Cylicocyclus nassatus, 1316 nucleotides long. Lineage: Eukaryota; Metazoa; Nematoda; Chromadorea; Rhabditida; Strongylidae. The record is from the annotation of a GenBank genome assembly.
AUGCGCUUUGCAAGAAAAUGUUGUGGCCUCAGCUGUUCCCCGGUACAUCUUGCUGGACCUGCUGCGAUUCGCAAUGGAUGGGAUAAUCGUGCUGAAAAAAUGCUCGAAGAUAUCGAUUAUCGAGCAUUACAACGUGCGAAUAGUCAACAAUCGUUGGAAAAAACAGCCUCAGCCGGAACUUUUGGCCAGCUGCAACUAGUGUGUCCGGAUAUCGUGGAUGAAUGCCGACUCUGCUUCACGCCUUACUCAUCUCUGCACUCGCAUCGCUCGUCGGCAUCGCCGGCCUCGGCCAUCGGCGAUUCAUCCUCAUGCGAAAUGCAGUCGUUCACAUUCUGGUUCGAGCCCCCUGAGUUCAUCGAUCGAGGCUUCUCCGAUUUGACUAAAUACGAACAGUAUUGGAAAAUGAAACACAAAAUUUUCUCGUACUGCGCUACGCAAGGCUAUCGUCCAUAUAUGGAGGACAGGAUGCACUAUAUGUACGAUCCGAACAUGAAUCUAUCCAUAUUUGGAAUUUUUGACGGCCAUGGAGGAAUGGCUGUUUCCCAUUACCUCGAGUCAAAUUUUGCUAAGUCUAUACGUGAACGUCUGCUUCGACAAGAGACCCGGCGGAGGCUCAGUAUUGAAGGGAUGCUUGAUUUAAGAGAUCCUAUUGAAGAGAUGUUUGUUCGAGAGGUGCUCCGGUUGGACGAUACUCUUUCGCAGCUCAGCUCCGUUUGCACUUCUCUGACAGGAUCAACUAUGAUAGCUGCCAUCAUGGAAGCCAACCGAUACCUAAGUGUGAUAAAUGUAGGUGACUCUCGAGCAGUUGCAUGUGACUUGAAAAAUCAAAUGGUAUCUCUCAGCAAGGAUCACAAGCCAAAUGAUCCAAUCGAAAGGAAACGGAUUGAAAAUGCAGGCGGCUAUGUCUCCUUCGAAAAUGGAACUUACAGGGUCCAAGGGAUAUUAGCAGUAUCCAGGUCGUUCGGUGAUACGAUGCUGAAGCGGCUCGGUGUUCUCACAGUAAAUCCAGAUGUUCUUCGCAUAGAUCUCGGUACAGAUCCACUCAAAUUCCUAAUCGUGGGAACUGAUGGAUUUUGGGACGUGGUGUCCAGUCAAGAGGCGGUGAAGCUGGCCAACGACUACUUGACGUCGCACGACAAACGAGACUGGCAUCGAAUUUCUACAUUUCUUGUACAAAUCGCUUUACGUCGUCAUACUCUCGACAACAUUUCCGUUCUUUUCAUCAAACUUCUCUGAUCUCAUAAUGCACUUAUUGCUCAAAACAGCCUCCAUAAACGAGUCGCUAUGAAUCUCUCAAAUACUUUCUAAUGAAAUAA